Messenger RNA from Oncorhynchus keta (chum salmon), 2052 nucleotides. RefSeq lists its product as uncharacterized. The transcript has 3 exons. NCBI's taxonomy places the organism in Eukaryota, Metazoa, Chordata, Actinopteri, Salmoniformes, Salmonidae. The record is from RefSeq and is a predicted model, not a curated record. The coding region runs from base 718 to 1671 and encodes 317 amino acids.
UCUGUCUGUCUGUCUGUCUGUCUGUCUGUCGAAGCAGAGGAAGCGUUUCUAAGACUAUGGAGAUGUUUCCUGAGUGAGUGUUACAACACUGAUCGUCUGUCGAUCCAAGAAGCACAAGAGCAGGCCAUAACAUCCUGUCAGGCAGGCCUGCUAAGCCGAUUACAGAUAAUACUGAUCCCCUGAUCACAGCCCCCAGGGGCUUAGGGAGCCGGGCAUUCUGUUGGUCGGGUCUUAGUGGCUGGAUCAAUUAACAAAUGGGUGGCAAUUGGAGGGAUGGCCAUACAGACAACAUGACAACAUUUGUCACACACACACACACACACACACACACACACACACACACACACACACACACACACACACACACACACACACACACACACACACACACACACACACAGUACUCCCCCGUUUCACUCGGUUUAAUUUUAUUCCUACGGAGUACAACCCAGGAUUUCCUCAACAGGCACGUUGUUUACAACAGAAGACCUAUAGGAUGAAGGGAAAAUAUGUUGCAUGAUGUUUUGGAAUAAAGCAGGAAUGAAUAAUACAGAUGUCAAGCAGGUGGAGACACGCUGCAGGAUGCUGGAGUUGUUCAGAUGUCAAGCAGGUGGAGACACGCUGCAGGAUGCUGGAGUUGCUCAGAUGUCAAGCAGGUGGAGACACGCUGCAUGAUGCUGGAGUUGUUCAGAUGUCAAGCAGGUGGAGACACGCUGCAUGAUGCUGGAGUUGUUCAGAUGUCAAGCAGGUGGAGACACGCUGCAUGAUGCUGGAGUUGUUCAGAUGUCAAGCAGGUGGAGAGACGCUGCAGGAUGCUGGAGUUGUUCAGAUGUCAAGCAGGUGGAGACACGCUGCAGGAUGCUGGAGUUGUUCAGAUGUCAAGCAGGUGGAGAGACGCUGCAUGAUGCUGGAGUUGUUCAGAUGUCAAGCAGGUGGAGAGACGCUGCAGGAUGCUGGAGUUGUUCAGAUGUCAAGCAGGUGGAGACACGCUGCAGGAUGCUGGAGUUGUUCAGAUGUCAAGCAGGUGGAGACACGCUGCAUGAUGCUGGAGUUGUUCAGAUGUCAAGCAGGUGGAGACACGCUGCAGGAUGCUGGAGUUGUUCAGAUGUCAAGCAGGUGGAGACACGCUGCAGGAUGCUGGAGUUGUUCAGAUGUCAAGCAGGUGGAGACACGCUGCAGGAUGCUGGAGUUGUUCAGAUGUCAAGCAGGUGGAGACACGCUGCAGGAUGCUGGAGUUGUUCAGAUGUCAAGCAGGUGGAGACACGCUGCAGGAUGCUGGAGUUGUUCAGAUGUCAAGCAGGUGGAGACACGCUGCAGGAUGCUGGAGUUGUUCAGAUGUCAAGCAGGUGGAGACACGCUGCAGGAUGCUGGAGUUGUUCAGAUGUCAAGCAGGUGGAGACACGCUGCAGGAUGCUGGAGUUGUUCAGAUGUCAAGCAGGUGGAGACACGCUGCAUGAUGCUGGAGUUGCUCAGAUGUCAUUCACUGGGAAAACAGGAGGAUGUUUCCAGCAUGACAUUGCAAUGGAAAUGUUCAUUGUUGCCAUGACAACUUUUAUCUUGUAUCAAACAGAAAAUCGGACGACAAAAAAAAAACACGUUGGCAUGGUUACUGCAGAGACUACUAGACAGAAACAGAUUCAUGUGUCUCAAAUGUCAGCCUAUAGUCUAUAGGCCCAUAGGGCUCUGGUCUAAAGUAGUGCACUAUAUAGGGAAUAGGGUGUCAUUUGGGACUCACAGCCUGAGAUAGAAUCAAUAUAUGACGUUAUUAUUAAACUUUGUUCGACUCGGUUGUGUGCAAUGAUGGUGUGUGUGACAGAAACCAGCAGCCAGCAGAAACCAGAGAGGUUUGGCAGCUUCAACAAGGAUGGUGUGUGUGACAGAAACCAGAGAGGUUUGGCAGCUUCAACAAGGAUGUCCGCAUACCAGCUAAUCACCAUUCAGCUUUGCUAUGACAGACGGGUUGAUAGGAGAACCCCCCCCCCCCUAAUAAAUACCACAGUGUUGUAUCAGUGUAUUACACCCCUCUCUAUCCUAACACCACCCACAGCAACA